AUGAAGAGCACGGAACCAUUCCCUUCCAGCUUCCGCGCGGCCAGGCCCAGGGCGGACAAAAACUGCCCCCCCAAUCCGGAUGCGGGGCAGAGCUGGCAGAGCACACAGCCCUUCUCUUCCAGCUUCCUCGCAGCCAGGCUCGCCGAGUACACGAGCGGCGGACAACGACCUAUCCGACCGGAUGCGGGCCGUCCGGCGGAUCAGGACAGCACACAGCUCGCUCCGGCGUCGCAUGUCCUUGCCUCUGUGCGAGGCAGGGCCCUCAGUCCGGGCCCCGAGCAGAGCGGCAAGCACCAGCCGGCGGGAGACUCCCUAGACCAGCUGGUCCUGCGGUGGGAUCCGCGGGUAAGGAUUGUCUUCAGACAGACCCGGGCCCUGACGAUCCAGAUCGACCGCGCAGAACAGCAGGACGUUGCGGUGCUAUCAAAACCUAGUUCCUCGGGGCAGCCGGUCUGGGUCAAUCUCCUGGGCUGCAUACAGAGCAGGAGUGAGCCCGUGUUCUCCGUGGCAGCCGGGAGCAUCCAGUGCGAUUUCGCCUACAUCCCAAACUGCGACAGCAUGGUCCUACUCAACCUCGCAAGCCCUAUCGAGAUCCAGCAUGUGUCGCAUUCAGACUUCUCACGUGAAGUUCCGGCAAAAGGGCACGCCAACCCUCAGUCCAGGCACUUGGAGAUAGUCUACUGCUAA
Cryphonectria parasitica EP155 is the source of this 687-nucleotide messenger RNA. RefSeq lists its product as uncharacterized. The transcript is spliced from 2 exons. Lineage: Eukaryota; Fungi; Ascomycota; Sordariomycetes; Diaporthales; Cryphonectriaceae. Bases 1 to 687 code for a protein of 228 amino acids. The record is from RefSeq and is a predicted model, not a curated record.